Molecule: messenger RNA, 1539 nt
Organism: Ziziphus jujuba (common jujube)
Lineage: Eukaryota; Viridiplantae; Streptophyta; Magnoliopsida; Rosales; Rhamnaceae
Product: ERBB-3 BINDING PROTEIN 1
Exons: 10
Coding region: 217-1404 (395 amino acids)
Source: RefSeq, a predicted model, not a curated record
UAUAUAAAGCAAACGCAGCCGUGUGUCCAAACCCUAGCACUAGUGAGCCACCUUUCAAAUCCUUCUCACUCCUCCACAUAUUCUUCUUUCUCUGAUAAACCCUAGCUCUUUCUUUAUCAACGACUUCCCAGCCUCACUUGCGCUUUGGCCGUCAAUUUUCUGUUCCAUAUUUUGUCUUUCUUAAGAGUUCGGGAGUAGUUUCGAACCUUCGAAACGAUGUCGGACGACGAGAGGGAGGAGAAGGAGUUGGAUCUCUCUUCUGCAGAAGUCGUCACCAAAUACAAGAGCGCUGCUGAGAUUGUUAACAAGGCUUUGCAAUUGGUAGUAGCUGAAUGCAAGCCAAAAGCUAAGAUUGUGGACCUUUGCGAGAAAGGCGAUUCAUACAUACGAGAGCAAACUGCUAACAUGUACAAGAAUGUCAAGAAAAAGAUUGAAAGGGGUGUUGCUUUCCCAACGUGCAUUUCUGUGAACAACACUAUCUGCCAUUACUCUCCACUUGCGAGCGAUGAGUCGGUUUUGGAAGAAGGUGAUAUUUUGAAGAUUGACAUGGGUUGUCAUAUCGAUGGAUUUAUUGCUAUAGUUGCACAUACUCAUGUUCUUCAAGAGGGCCCAAUUACCGGAAGGGCAGCUGAUGUCAUUGCAGCUGCUAAUACAGCGGCUGAAGUUGCCCUGAGGCUUGUAAAGCCAGGGAAAAGCAAUAAAGAUGUUACAGAGGCAAUUCAGAAGGUUGCUGCUGCUUACGACUGCAAAAUAGUUGAAGGUGUUCUUAGCCACCAGCUGAAGCAGUUUGUGAUAGAUGGGAACAAGGUCAUAUUGAGUGUCACCAAUCCUGAUACAAGAGUUGAUGAUGCUGAAUUCGAGGAGAAUGAAGUCUAUGCAAUUGAUAUUGUCACGAGCACGGGUGAAGGCAAGCCUAAGCUGUUGGAUGAGAAGCAGACAACUAUCUAUAAGAGAGCAGUGGACAAGAACUAUCACCUGAAGAUGAAAGCUUCUAGGUUUAUUUUCAGUGAAAUCAAUCAGAAGUUUCCCAUCCUGCCAUUCACUGCAAGGGCUUUAGAAGAGAAAAGAGCAAGGCUGGGUUUAGUGGAAUGCGUUAACCAUGAUCUUUUGCAGCCAUAUCCUGUUCUUCAUGAGAAGCCUGGUGAUCUUGUUGCUCACAUCAAAUUCACAGUCUUGCUAAUGCCAAAUGGAUCGGAUCGGAUUACAUCCCAUCCUCUACAAGAGCUGCAGCCCACCAAGCCAUUAGAAGAUCCUGAAAUCAAGGCUUGGUUGGCUUUGGGUGUAAAGACAAAGAAGAAAGGUGGUGGGAAGAAGAAGAAAGGUAAAAAGGGCGAGAAAGCAGAUGACUCUACAGAAGCUGAGCCUAUGGAUGCAACAACAAACGGUGCUGCAUCUCAAGAUUGAGCUUCGUUCUUUUUUUUUUCUUUUUUUUUUUCCCCUUUUUAAAUUUAACCCUUUUUCAAUUUUGGUACUUUGUUUUGUCCAUUGUAUCUGGUUGGAUAUGAGCUGGUUUAAUAUAGUGUUCAAACAUUGAUCGUA